This is a messenger RNA of Propithecus coquereli (Coquerel's sifaka), 534 nucleotides long. Its product is annotated as zinc finger and SCAN domain-containing protein 20-like. NCBI's taxonomy places the organism in Eukaryota, Metazoa, Chordata, Mammalia, Primates, Indriidae. The record is from RefSeq and is a predicted model, not a curated record.
AUGACAGAGGAUUCUGAGGGGCAAGAACUGCAGAUUGAAGAAGCAUCCAGAAGCCCUGGUAUCCCAGCCUUGUUUCAGAGUCUUACUGGUGUGCACUGGGGGUAUGAAGAAACUAAAAUUUUCCUGGGAAUUCUAGGUGAGCCAUAUUCAGAGAAACUCCACACUUGCCAUCGGAACCGCCAGGUGUACCGGAUUGUGGCUGAGCAGCUGCAGGAACGUGGCUUCCUGCGGACACUGGAACAGUGUCACCAUGGGUUCAAAAACCUGCAGACCAACUACCGCAAAGCCAGGAGCACCCAGACGCUGGGCACCUGUGCCUUCUAUGACGAGAUGGAUGCCCUAAUGAGUCCCUGGGCCCUUGCUAACACCUUUGAUGCCUUAGAGGUGGCAGGAGGCCUUCUUCAGAAUAGAGAAGACUCCAAAGAAAACCUGGACUCAGUGCCGGAAGGUGUGACAAGGGAUGAUAAGGAAAUGGCAGACGAGCCACAAGAGGAGCCCAGGAGUCUUGGUCCCCAGGCUGAGGGGGAAUCCUGA